Messenger RNA from Aplysia californica (California sea hare), 806 nucleotides. RefSeq lists its product as uncharacterized. NCBI's taxonomy places the organism in Eukaryota, Metazoa, Mollusca, Gastropoda, Aplysiida, Aplysiidae. The record is from RefSeq and is a predicted model, not a curated record.
ACCUCCAGAACAACGAGGAGUGUGAGCGACAGGCACGUGCAGACUUUGAGCCUUGUGUGGCCAGAAAGGUCCAGUACUUCCAGACACAGAUGAUCGCCAUGGAGGGGGAGAUGACGCACGUGCCGCACUCACAGAGGAUAGAGGCUACCAUGAGGCUGGGAUGCUCUUUCACACAAGACAUCACAGACUGUCUGAGAGAUCCCUACAGCAAGUACUGCCCCGAACACAUGACCAAUCUGCUCCUGGAUGUGGUACAGAACUUCAUGCCCCCGGCCUGUGUGGGUAUGGGCUACGAAGACAAGUCCUACCCGUACCCACAGGGGGACUACGACCCGGAUGAUGAUGAUGAGGACUACGGCGACAACCGCCACGACUUCACCCACACUGACAUCGUCAUCGGCAGUGGUAAAGAAUCUCCCAGUGGCGACGCAGAUGAUGAUGAUGAUGUCAGAAACAGUUACGAAGACAGGGAAUCAAACGUGAAACAGCCGAACCCGGGAUAUCGUGUGAACAAACCCUCUUCUGGAAAUGAAGGGGUUAUCGGAGCUGCGAGGUCAGAGGGCAAAGGUGAUGAUGACGAUGAGAAUGGUCAAGGUCGUGUGGUUAUGGAUGUGCCCACGUUCUUUGUAUUCAUCACUUUGUGCGUUCUCUCUAUCUCCAGUUUAUCGUGGAUGUGUUGAGAGGAGGUGCUGACAGUGAGAAUCUUUGGUCUCUCUCCAUCAGUAAAUGCUAGCAGACAGGAAGGUUAUUGAUUUUUGUUAACUUUGAAUUUUGCCAAUUUAUCGCCCCCCCCCCCCCCCCCUCCC